UGAGGUCUACAACCAACUUGAGGCUUGUCUCACAGCCCUGAGAUGAGUCUCUGGUGACUGAGCCAGAGAGAUGCCUCCAGCCUAACCUCUUAAUAUAGUUGAUGUGACUUUGGGCAAGUUACUUAACCUCUCUUUGCAUCAGGUUUCUGCUUUGUAAAGGGGUAAUGGUAGUUACCUACCUUAUAGAAUUGUGAUUUGGGGAGUUAACAUACAUAAAGCACCUAGCAAAGCCUCUAGCACAGUUAGUACAGAGCAAAGUGUAGUAUUAUUAUAAUUGCUCUAAUGUGCAAAACAGUCUGAGCCCUGCAGGAAUUGAGAGACUGUGAAGAAAAAGACACAAUGAAAUAGCAAAAUAUCAAUAGCUGGCUUAGGAGAGAAGCAGAGAAAAGGGGGCCGCAGAAAAACUUGGGAGCAAAUAGGUAUCUAGUAGGUGGGGUGUGAUAACUAGCAGAAAGCAAGCAUUGUAAGUGGAUGAUAGAAUAAACACCAAGGCAUGACCCUGCAGGGUGCCUUAGAGCUGUAGCUUUAAAACUUGUGUAUUUCACACUCUGCAUCACAAUUUUUACUAUUAUUACCCAUAUUUUAGGCCAGCUUUAAAAACUUUUCUAAUACAGGGGCACCUGGGUGGCUCAAUUGGUUAAGUGUCUGACUCGUGAUUUCAGCUCAGGUCAUGAUCUUAUGGUUCAUGAGCUGGAGCCCCACAUCAAGCUCUGUGGUGAAGCACCAAAUCUGCUUGAGAUUCUCUCUGUCUCUGUCUCUCCCUCUCCCCCCUUCUCUCUCCCCAUCUCUUGUUGCCCCUCCCCUGCUUGUGCAUGCUCACUCCCUCAAAAUAAACAUUAAAAAAAACUUUUAUAAUACGUUCAUCUCAAAGAAGCUCUAUAUUAUUGCUGUGAAAUCAAAAUCAUGCUAUUAAAUUAUGAGUUUGAUAGGCUAUUACAGUACAUUAUAAAAUACUUGUACAUCCAAAAAAUAACCUCCCCAACCAAUCUUUGGGACACCUGCUGUCGGAAAAACUUCUCCCAACUGUGACCAGAGACCAAACCACACUAGCAGCAACAUUUAUCAGCUUUUUCUUAGUGGCCCAGGCUUCACUUGGAAGAUGCUUAGUUGUGAAUUUUUUCUUGGUACUAUGUAUGUAUGGGGUACAAUUUUAAGAAACGGCCAAUUUCGAGGCACCUGGGUGGCUCAGUUGGUUAAACGUCCAGCUCUUGAUUUCGGCUGAAGUCAUGAUAGUGAGAUCAGGUUGGUAAGAUAGAGCCUGUUGUCAGGAUCUCUGCUGACAGCACAGAGUCUGGGAGUCCCUCUCCCUCUCUGCCCCUCCCCUGCUCACGUGCGCGCGCGCGCUCUCUCUCUCUCUCUCUCUCUCUCUCUCUCUCUCUCGCUUUCAAAAUAAACAUUAAAAGAAGAAGAAGAAAAGGCCAGUUUCUAGUCACAUUUCCUCCCAGGAACACUUCAUAUCUCUUACCUUUCCUCAUUCUGGGGCUUUGGGGUUAAGGAAGUAAAGUGAAACAGUUUGACCAAAUGUCAAUCUCAUAAUCAAAGUUAUAAAACUUUAAAAAUUCUGUAAGAGUAGAUUUCAUGGCCAGUUGAGUGAGACUGGUUCAGUUGUGGUCCUCUAGGAGCACCUGGCUGGCUCAGUCAGUGGAGCCUGCACCUUUUGAUCUCAAGGUUGUGAGUUCGAUCCCCAUGUUGAGUGUAGAGAUUACUUAAAAAUAAAAUCUUUUUUAAAAAUGUGGUCCUCUAAAUAAUUUGAUAUUUCUCAUGUUGCCUGUGGGAAAAUCCCAGCAGACCUCAGUACAUUGGAUCAACCCAUGAAACUAGUAAAGAAAAGAGCCAUCUCAGCCUUGCAUCAGUAGUGAGAAAUCAUUGAUAGUUCCGGAGGAAUAAAUGUUGGUUUCAAGUCAUUGAAUCCAUAAGAAGGAACACUCUUAGGGAAAAAGCACUUUUUCUAAACAGGUUGCUUCCUAGGAACAAAGACAAAAAUAUAAACCAAAGGGGAAAGAGCUUGGAAAAACAAUUUUUUAUAUGGUCAGUUUUGUUUCUAGAAUCCCAAGCUUUCUGUAUCAUGAGAUAUUUUUAUUUAUUCAGCAUUUGUGGAACACCAAUUACAGACCUGGGUAGGUGCCAAGAAUUGAGCAGUAAAUAAGAUGGAUGUCAUAACUAUCCCCAUAAACGUAAGGAUCAAUUGGGAGAAGACAGGCACUAACAAACCAUAAUUACUUGAGUGGAUGACAACAGCAACACGACAAGAAGUUCUUGGCCUCUACCGCAGAAUUUUCAGGCUUGUGAGGAAAUGGCAGGCGGCAUCAGGGCAGAUGGAAGACACCAUUAAAGAAAAACAGUACAUAUUAAAUGAAGCCAGAACGCUGUUCCAGAAAAACAAAAAUCUCACAGACACAGACCUGAUUAAACAGUGUAUAGAUGAAUGCACAGCAAGGAUUGAAAUUGGACUGCAUUACCAGAUUCCUUAUCCACGGCCAAUUCAUCUGCCUCCAAUGGGCCUUACCCCACUACGAGGCCGGGGACUUCGAAGCCAGGAAAAACUGAGGAAACUUUCCAAACCAGUAUAUCUCAAGUCUCAUGAUGAGAUUUCCUAACCCAGAAGAAAAUUUAUUUCUCAGAAGGAUGAGCCGACUAGAUCUUGAAUGUAAACCAGAUGAUGAAACCCUUCUCUUCGAUUAGGGGUAAAAAUUUAAAUAUCUUCUUAAAAACCUCUAAAAUAUUGGUAUUCACCCCAAGAUCUGUGCUCACUCCUCCUGACACUUCAUCAGGGUCUUGUUGCCUAAAGUGGAUGACACUAACCCUAGAGGUCAUGGACCUUAUAUACCCUCACUGAAGCAUCUUUGGAAACACGGCCAAGGCCUGUAGAAGUAAGAUAAGGAUGACAAAGAUUUUCAUGGAAAUGUCAUUUGCCAGUCAUGUCAGCUGAUAGGAAGAAAUCAGCCAGCUGCUGAAAGUCUUCAUAGCUACCAUAAAACUACACUGCCUUCAGAAUAUUUUUUGGCUUCUUUCUCCCGAAUUUUUGCUUAAAAAACAAAGGUUUGCUUAAAAGUGGGCUUCUUUGUAUAUGUUUUGCUGUCUUUUGACCAUCCCAGUUUCCAGAUAAACUACCCUUAGAAGGUGCAUCAUUGGAUUUAUCGUGGUUUUUCAUGGAAAUUUUACAUGACACCCUGCCCCUGCCAUAUACAUACGUAAAAGUACUUGUCUUAGGUAAAUGCGUAUGUUUACUUUAUCUUAAAGCCUGUGAUUACUUAGGAUCCACUUAGGAUUUGAAAGGCUUACUUGAAACUCAUACUGCAUUCAUUAUGAAUAUUUUAUCUUAACAUAAUUAGGAAGUACAAGGGCCAAGCUGGUUUUCAAAUUAUGUCUAAACAGCAAUGGCACAAAGAGAAAUCAAAACACAAAGGAUUUAUACUCCUGCAUGUGUGGAAUCCCAUGGCAAGUCACACACACCUUGUUAACAUUCCUUCUGACUUCCAAAGACAAUGAGCAUCACCAAUAAAAACAAAUUUUGAUCGA
Molecule: messenger RNA, 3519 nt
Organism: Acinonyx jubatus (cheetah)
Lineage: Eukaryota; Metazoa; Chordata; Mammalia; Carnivora; Felidae
Gene: LYRM1
Product: LYR motif containing 1
Exons: 4
Coding region: 2229-2597 (122 amino acids)
Cellular component (GO): mitochondrion
Source: RefSeq, a predicted model, not a curated record